Messenger RNA from Anolis sagrei ordinatus, 1446 nucleotides. Its product is annotated as N-acetyllactosaminide beta-1,3-N-acetylglucosaminyltransferase 3-like. The record is from RefSeq and is a predicted model, not a curated record. Gene Ontology annotation, molecular function: UDP-glycosyltransferase activity; hexosyltransferase activity. NCBI's taxonomy places the organism in Eukaryota, Metazoa, Chordata, Lepidosauria, Squamata, Anolidae. Gene Ontology annotation, cellular component: Golgi membrane.
GAAUAUGUGGUUAUUUGCCUUGCCUUCUAAUGUUGGGAAAGAGAGCGAGAAGAAGUCAAAGGGAGCAUCUGCUUGGCACACUUGGUUGUCAAUCACCUGCUCUGCUCCAAUCCUGGCCUUCCCUUAGUCCCACCCCCAGCUGCUCAGGUGAGAUUGCCCUCAGGUGCGCUGCUAGGAGCAGAGAUAGAGCAACAGACGCCCAGGGUCAGGAUGGUCCGAGGCUGGCCCUACAAGCUGGAAGCCAUCGGCCUGACCUUGGUGGGCUUCACCGGCUUCUUAUUCCUCCUUCAAAGUGACAAAGGCCCAACCGUCCAGAAGGAGGUAGCCAUAGAGACCUGGACACCCGGCCCCGAAACCACGAGGCAGGCCCUUCGAUCCGCUUGCCGUGCAAACGCCUCAGUGGUCAACAUUUCCAGCUUUGCUGACCUUCCAGCUCAUAUCCAGGAUUUCCUGCGCUACAAACACUGCCGGGACUUCCCCCUUUUGUUGGACACGCCACAAAAGUGUGGCCGGACGGAGGUCUUCCUGCUGCUGGCCAUCAAAUCCUCGCCAGGGAACUACGAGCGCCGGACUGCCAUCCGCCAAACAUGGGGCCAAGAGCGGACCUUCCAAGGGGUCCACAUCCGGAGGGUGUUCCUCUUUGGCGUGGCCCCUGACACCCGCGAAUCCGCAAAGCUCAACCGCCUCCUAGAGCUGGAGGCCUCCGACUUUGGGGACGUCCUACAGUGGGACUUCUGGGACACCUUCUUCAACCUGACCCUCAAGCAGGUCCUGUUCCAUAGCUGGCUGGCGGAGCGCUGCCCAACGGCCAGGUUCAUCUUCAACGGUGACGACGACGUCUUCGCCAACACGGACAACAUGGUGCGUUACCUUUCGGGGGUCCCUCCGGGCCACCUCUUUGUGGGGCAACUCAUCGCCCACGUGGGCCCCAUCCGAGAGAAGUGGAGCAAGUACUACAUCCCGGAGCAAGUGACUGCCGCCAAGAACUACCCUCCCUACUGCGGUGGAGGGGGGCUCUUGAUGUCCGGCUACACAGCUCACGCCGUCCACGAAGCCUCGCAAGCUCUAGAGCUCUUCCCCAUCGAUGACGUCUUCCUGGGCAUGUGCCUCCAAAGGGCUGGCCUGGCACCCGCCUCGCACUCAGGCAUGCGGACUGUGAGCCUGAGGGUCCCCUCCAGUAAUCCCUCUGCUUCCUUUGACCCCUGCUACUACCGGGAACUGCUCCUGACCCACCGCUUCCAGCCCUAUGAGAUGCAGCUCAUGUGGAGGGAGAUCCACUCCAAAAGGCUGCGGUGCGGGAAAAAGGUGGUUGUCUACCCCAAAAUUUGAGGGAAGAAGAGAAGAAGAAAGGAAAGAAGAAUACGCAUCCCAAAGAGAAACUCGGCCCCCAUCUCCUUCUAAGGAAGCUCGGGAUCAAUUAAAAUGGGGACCCAUUUAGUCCAGGAA